Molecule: messenger RNA, 1589 nt
Organism: Lathyrus oleraceus (garden pea)
Lineage: Eukaryota; Viridiplantae; Streptophyta; Magnoliopsida; Fabales; Fabaceae
Product: heat stress transcription factor A-4c
Exons: 2
Coding region: 49-1314 (421 amino acids)
Biological process (GO): cellular response to heat; regulation of transcription by RNA polymerase II
Cellular component (GO): nucleus
Molecular function (GO): DNA-binding transcription factor activity; RNA polymerase II cis-regulatory region sequence-specific DNA binding
Source: RefSeq, a predicted model, not a curated record
UGUGAAAUUAAUUUUUGUGUGUUUUUUAGAAUUUGAGAUUGUGCUACUAUGGAGCAAGAUCAAAUUAGUUUAAACUCUCUACCUGCUUUUCUGUCUAAGACUUAUAUGAUGGUCAAUGAUCCUACAACCAAUGCUAUUAUUUCAUGGAGUUCUACAAAUAGGAGUUUCAUUGUUUGGGACAAACUUGAAUUUUCGAAGGAUUUGUUGCCUAGAUUUUUUAAGCACAACAAUUUCUCGAGUUUUAUUAGACAGCUUAACACUUAUGGAUUUAGAAAGAUUGGUCAAAAACAAUGGGAAUUCUCAAAUGAUGAUUUUGUAAGAGAUCAACCAGAUCUCAUGAAAAAUAUCUACAGGCGCAGACCUGUUUUUAGCCAUUCUGCGUCUUUUGGUGCUGUUGUUGCUGCUGCUCCUCCGUUAACAGAAUCAGAGCGGCAGAAUCUCAAGGCUCAGAUAGAAAAAUUUAGAGAUGAAAAAGAACAACUACUUAUGGAACGUCAGAGGAAGCAAGAGGAGUGGAAUCAGAAUGAGAUGCAGGUGCAUUAUUCAAAGGAUCGUUUGCAACAAUUGGAACUGAAUAACCAAAGCUUGCUCUCUUCUGUUGGUCAAGUGCUGCAGAAAUCCGUAGAAGAGGCAAAUCUCCUGCCAUCUACGGUAAACACGGGGACAAAACGAAGUUAUUUGGGAAAUUUUCCCUAUAACAAUUUAGCAAGCAUUGAACUUCCGAAGGAAACUUCGGAAGGGUUAACUAGAGCAAACGCUGAGAGUGCAUGCGUUCUCGGUACAAACAUGGAAAUAUUAGAUCAGCUGGACUCAUCAUUGACAUUUUGGGAGAAUCUUGUAAAGGAAGUUACCGACACGUCUUAUGAAACUGGUUCAAACUUGGGCUUUAAUGAUUCUUUGAAUCGUGCACAACUAGAUUUUGAAGUUCAGCCCGAGUCAUCAGAAUACAGAAUGAACUCUCUAUUAGAUUUAACCGUUGUUCCCGAUCCUGAUCUAGUUGAACUCGAGUUAGAUGAUAUCUUUAUUUAUGAUCCUGAUGUACCAGAGCCAGCUGUUGUCGCGGUUCCUGAUCCAGUUGCACCUGAGACGGUUGUUACCGUUGUUCCUGACUCGGCUACACCGAAAGAACAACGUCUCGGAACAAUCCCGGGUACUAAUGAAUUUAAUUCACCAUUUUGGCAAAGAUACUUGGUGGAAGAUCCUUAUGAGUAUGAAUCAGAAAAUCCCCGUGAAAUUGCCAAAUAUUUCUGGAGCAUCAGGGAUCGAAAAAAACCUCAAAUUUAUCAAUCAGACAAAAAGCUUAGUGAAAAAUGAUUAUUCCUAUUAGCUUUUGAUGCUUCAGAAUUUAAAUGUAAUAAUUUUAGGUAUGCAUUGUUGGCUCUGCUAUAUAGGAUUUGUUUGAGGUUGCGAUAUCGAUGCCAGAGACUUGAAAAUUCUUUAUAUUGUUGACUUUAGUUUAAAACUAUCUUACUAUCACAAUAUAUAUUUUUAUUUUGCAUGGUUGCGGUGUUUUUUAAUAAAAAUAAAAUCUAGGCUAGAUUACUGGAUUUAUAUUUUUCAUAUUGGGAAAUAAAUUAUAUUUUGAGUUU